UUUAUUUUAAAAAACAAUAUCAUAAGAAACAUGUAUUCAUCAUAUGGCAACACUAGUUCUGGCACUAGUUCAAAGUACCACAUCAAAUUUGGUGGACAAACAAUUGAAACAACUGUGACUAACAAAGCUGCUGUUGCCGAUGAAUGGGCUAAUGCAAUGCUAUCCAAAUAUUCUGGAAAACAAACAGUUGUGGGCUUAGACAAUGAAUGGAAGCCCACUUUUAGUCCAUUCACAAGUAACAAAUCAGCCACGCUUCAACUCUGCAUUGACAACACUUGUCUGAUCGUCCAGUUGUUUUACUUGGAUGAAAUCCCACAAAUACUCAAGAAAUUCUUGGCUAAUCCUGAUUUCACAUUUGUGGGAGUUGAGGUUGGUGAAGAUAUCCUUAAACUGAAAAAUGAGUAUGGUUUUGUUUGUUCUAAUCAAGCUGAUAUUCGUGAUGUUGCUAAGAAUAAAUGGCCUGGUCUAUUUUCUCGUCUAGGAUUGAAGGAUCUUGCUAGUGAGAUUUGUGGUCUUUAUAUGCCUAAGCCAAAAGAUGUUUGUCAAAGUAAUUGGGAGGCAAGGGUUCUUAGUGAGGCACAAGUUGAAUAUGCUUGCAUUGAUGCUUAUGCUUCCUUCAAGAUUGGUCACAAGUUACUUAUGGAAAAUUGAACCUGUUUUAGUUUCAAGUGUCUAAAU
This is a messenger RNA of Solanum dulcamara, 678 nucleotides long. RefSeq lists its product as uncharacterized. Gene Ontology annotation, biological process: nucleobase-containing compound metabolic process. The transcript has a single exon. Bases 31 to 651 code for a protein of 206 amino acids. The record is from RefSeq and is a predicted model, not a curated record. Lineage: Eukaryota; Viridiplantae; Streptophyta; Magnoliopsida; Solanales; Solanaceae. Gene Ontology annotation, molecular function: nucleic acid binding; 3'-5' exonuclease activity. Gene Ontology annotation, cellular component: cytoplasm; nucleus.